Molecule: messenger RNA, 1017 nt
Organism: Scylla paramamosain (green mud crab)
Lineage: Eukaryota; Metazoa; Arthropoda; Malacostraca; Decapoda; Portunidae
Product: laminin subunit alpha-1-like
Exons: 6
Coding region: 150-815 (221 amino acids)
Biological process (GO): tissue development; animal organ morphogenesis
Cellular component (GO): basement membrane
Source: RefSeq, a predicted model, not a curated record
UCUUGAGUGAACACGCCGGGCAGUGUUGCUUGGGCAGUGGGGAGGGGUGGACAUCGCUGUGUUGUGCUCCCGGUACCUUGACUGAGUGGCGGCGGUGAGGGUUGUGUUGUGGAGCCAGACAUGAGAGGGUUGUGAGGCAAGGCAGCAUCAUGUCUCCCUCGGUGUUCCUGGCGGCGUGGGUGUGCAUCGCCGUCACGUGCAGGUCGUCGGCACAGUAUUUAUCAGAGGACGGUGGCCCCAAUAAAGGUCUGUUCCCUCACGUAAUUAACCUGGCCACGGGGGCCCGGAUCACCACCAACGCCACCUGUGGAGAGGAUGGCCCUGAGGAGUACUGCAAGCUGACAGACCACUCGGGGAACAGGGCGCCUCAGUGUGGGGUAUGUGACGCCCUCUCGCCCGACACGUCCCGCAGACACCCAAUCACGAACGCUAUCGACGGCACGAACUCCUGGUGGCAGUCCCCGACACUCGCCGCCGGGAGACACUACGAAUGGGUGACUAUUACCAUCGAUCUCAAGCAGGUGUACCAGGUGGCCUACGUCAUCGUGAAGAGUGUCAUCUCCCCGCGUCCCGGUAACUGGGUGCUGGAGCGCUCCCUAGACGGCCGCAAGUUCCAACCGUGGCAAUAUUACGCCCUAUCUGACGCUGAGUGCUUGGCGGCCUUCGGAGUGCCCCCUACCCGUGGCCGCCCCACCUACACCUCCGACACUCAGGUCAUCUGCACCUCAUACUUCUCCAGACUGAACCCGCUUGAAGGAGGAGAGAUACACACGUCCCUGGUGAACGGGCCGGCCCGGAGCAUCUGGCCCGUCUGAUGCGCUGCGGGCUUUCACAGAGGCUCGAUACGUGAGGCUGAGGCUGCAGAAGAUACGAACACUGCACGGGGAUCUGCAGGGACGCCCAUCGCAGUCUGACGCUUCUGUGACCAAGCGUUACUUCUACUCCAUCAAGGACAUCAGCAUAGGAGGCAGGUGUGUGUGUAAUGGUCACGCCAACGACUGUGAGACGGACAGUCAG